Molecule: messenger RNA, 306 nt
Organism: Ilyonectria robusta
Lineage: Eukaryota; Fungi; Ascomycota; Sordariomycetes; Hypocreales; Nectriaceae
Exons: 2
Coding region: 1-306 (101 amino acids)
Source: RefSeq, a predicted model, not a curated record
AUGUAUCGUGGCGAGCUUGCACCUGGUCACCCAGCCUUCCCAGCCGGGUCCGAGGCCGCAUGUAUCGAGGCCGAUGCACCGCUCUCCAACGUGAAGGACCUCAAGUACUCGCCUGAGGAUGAUGCGGCCAUCGAGAAUAAAUCAGCCAGCUGGCUUGCAUUCAUGCACGGCAGCCCGCCAAGGCCGACGAGAGCAGCCCGACUAGCGCUGGACGCCGUCUCUCCCUCCGGCCGCACAACGCAUGGGGCCGAGUGCCGCUAUGGAGGGCCGGACCGCCAGAGUGAGCCUCUCGACUCAAGUACCUGA